Molecule: messenger RNA, 2495 nt
Organism: Aspergillus ochraceoroseus IBT 24754
Lineage: Eukaryota; Fungi; Ascomycota; Eurotiomycetes; Eurotiales; Aspergillaceae
Product: DUF3435 domain-containing protein
Exons: 5
Coding region: 33-2495 (820 amino acids)
Source: RefSeq, a predicted model, not a curated record
GCCGAAAAUGGCAGCCUUCCAGCAACCGCCUAAUGCCACGCUCCCGCACUCUCUGUGCACGCAUCCAUCGGGCGCAUUUGUUUCUGCCUGAGGAAGCUUUGUCUCUUGCGCGCUUCGGCUGUCAUCCUCUCUCGUCGUCGCUGAGGUCCCUUGACCCCUGCAAGCUUACUCUGGAUUCUAUUACCUUCCAUCCUUCUUCGCCUUGCAUCGUUGCAUCCCUGCUUCUCAAGCCUCCAUCUCACCUCGAUCUUCGUUCAGCAAGGACUUUGAUAUUGUCUCGGCAAAAGUUCCGCUCUGCCUCUCAAAUCAGCACCAGUGAAACUUCGAGCACAUCUGCUGUCACCGACGACGAUUCACCUUACGCCUCCGCGACGGACACAGAACUUACGGAUCUAGAACGUGCUUCGUCAAGGUACCGAAAAGCCAAACGGGGAAAGACUAGCAUCAAUGCCAGUGUCCAAGCAGGUCCUACAAAUUGUCCUCCGCCAUCCGCCAAGGAUGUGUGCGUGUUGACUGUGGAACAGCUGCAUCGUGCUCGCUAUGAAGACCCGGCUGAUGAUACCGACGAGGAUCUUGCUAAUGUGCCAGAGGAUUAUGGAAAGUCUUCCAAUACCAAGAUUCAGAAACUUCGGCUGAAGAACCGCUGGGCGCGAUACUGUCGGGUGAAUGCAAUCAAACCGUCGGCCGAUCCGAAGUGGGAGGAUGCAGAAGAAGCCUUACAGCAGGCAACACCGAACGAUAUGCAUCGGUUCCUCAAUUUUUGUCUCAAGUUAAAGUACAAUUCCGACGGUCGCCGUCUCAAGGGCUACAAAAAGGCGAGCGCUAUUCAAGCGGACUGGAAGUAUUUCCGGGUCUACUACACACGAGUCACCAAACAUGAGAUGAGCGAGGAGAUGGGUGAGGCCGUUCGCACGGGUUUGAAACACUUGAUUGAUAAACACGGACUUGAUAAACAGCCGCGGGAGAAUGUUCCAGUCUAUAUUGAAGAUAUGGUUCCCUUAAACGAAACCAUUCUCCAGACCCGCGAAAAGCGAUUUCACCUAGGGUUCCAGAGGAUAAGUCUAUGCCUUUACAAUGUCAUAGGACUGUUUACCGUCAACCGGAAACAUGCAGUCCUAAGCCUGCAGUUCAAACACCUCCAGAUCACUCUUCAGCGAGAUCCACACGGAGGACCUCCUGUGCCAAUGAUCGAACUCAAACCUGAAAUUUUAAAGAACCUUGGGAUGGCAAAACUGUAUGGAGCUCAUCGUUUCGAAUAUCCCUCACAUGCUCAUAUCCAGUUUCUUCUGCAUAGUAACACAUUUGCUUUACCUGAAAUUGUAUACGGUGUAUCGCUUGUUUUCAGUCCACACGUUUUGAUUUUCAGCAUCUUGUUUUAUGCCCGUGCUUUUGAGGCGCCAGACUUGAAGUCAAUGGAUGACCUUCGGAGGCUUCUGGUUGAGGAUGACCGACAGGAAAUGCCACUCCCUCUGAAGCCCGAAAUGGACAACUACUAUGUCUUCCCAAGAGUUGACUUGGUUAAUGGUCAGCCUAAAAUUCUCUGGGAGACUCCGCUGAACGGCAACAAGCUGCAUGGCCAGCUUCGGAGUCUGAGUGAGAUCCAUGGGUUUCUCAAUCCGUUCUUCUCCCAUCAGUUUCGGUAUGGAGGCGGGCAGCUGCUUGACGAAAGCGGAUUCGUCAGUGAGGCUCAACGGAAUGUGAUCAUGUUGCACGCGAGUAGUAAAACCUUUGUCCAACACUACCGUCCGCGCAGACAUGCUGGAUUGCAAGAAAUCAUGUGUGGCCUAAAUCCUGACGUGGAGUUUUCCCGAGCGGUGACACGGAUGAGUCGCUGGAUCGACAAGCGCCGCCCUCGAUACCUUAGCGAGUUAGACCGGGCAUUGGUAGAGAAGGAUCCGGUGCUCCAGGCAGCUGUCCGAUGGCAGGCUGAUUUGGAAAUUCAGCGCAAUCGCUCUGAAGAUUCGGCGAAAAAACAACGAAAGCAAUUACGCCGAGAUUUCAGCCGGAAACAGGCAGUGAUCGAUAUUCAAAGGCAGCUUAGUGGUGGUGCAGUGAAUGACGAGCCCGCGCGCGAGAUCUUACGGCAGGAGUUCGCAAUGCCCCCGGAACAAAUCCUACUCAUUGAGACCUUCUUCACGUGGCCUACUUCGGAUUCACUAGAGGACGAAUGGAUGAGGCGUAAUCAAGCCGUUGCAGCUGCAAUCCAGUAUUGUGGGUUUCCUGAAGGUGGCCCACUUCGGGGAAGGCCGAAGCGCCCUGCACCGGCUGAGGAUGAGGAGUGCAUUGCUCGACCACCGGCUCGCAAACAGAAGUCCGAGGUUCGUCCGAGUAUAUCAGCCUGGGAAGAGCAAUCCGCCGCCCUGGAUGAACAAAUAAAGGAAGAUUUGAAGCCUCAGGUGUGUUUUCAGUGCCGCAAGAAAUACUCCGACCACUACGGGCUGAGGAGACACUUCAAGAUGUCUCAUUUGCAGGACCGCAAAAUGCAACUUCUGUGA